AUGGCAUCUUCUAAUCCCUCUACCGAUCUGCAGAAUCUUUUCGGCGUGGAAGGUCUGGUCGUCGUUAUCACGGGCGGCGGCUCGGGCCUCGGCGCGAUGAUGGCCGGCGCGCUUGAGAACAACGGUGCCACAGUAUACAUCUUGGGUCGCAGGAAGGAGUCACUCGAGAAGACUAUUGCUGAACGAGCGCGCCAUGGCCGUAUGUACGCGAUACAGGCAGAUGUAACCGACCGCGACACGCUCAAAGCUGCAGCGGCGCAUGUACGCGAGAAGCACGACCACAUCGACUUGCUCGUCAACAACUCGGGCGUCAUGACGGGGGACAUUUCAGCCGGCCAUUCGCACGGCGGAGACAUCCGUAAGCUACAGGACGCGCUCUGGGACGGUCAUUCACCCGAAGACUUCGCGAAGAUGUUUGAGGUGAACGUUACAGGCGCGUACUGGUCGACCGUCGCGUUCCUCGAUCUGUUGGCCGCUGCAAACAAUGGGAAAGAUCUUAGUGCGACGAUGAGCCAGGUCAUCACUGUGAGCAGUAUCGCGGGGUUCAGACGCGAUGGAAAGAUCGGGAGUAUCGGGUACUGCCUCAGCAAGAGCGCCGCGACGCAUCUGGGCCGAUUGCUCGUCGGUACGCUCAAAGACUUCAAGAUUCGAAGCAACAUCAUCGCUCCGGGUCUGUUCCCUUCUGAGAUGACUGUCGACAAGAUGGAUCCCGUGUUCAUACGGGAGGGGAUUGCGCUGCAGAGGACGGGUACGGAGGAGGAUAUGACGGGCUUGAUAUUGUAUCUCGCUGGGAGGUCGGGAGCGUAUGUCGAUGGGACUACGUUUGCGCCUGAUGGUGGACGUAUCAGCACAAUCCCUUCGUUCUUCUAA
Messenger RNA from Peniophora sp. CBMAI 1063, 870 nucleotides. Lineage: Eukaryota; Fungi; Basidiomycota; Agaricomycetes; Russulales; Peniophoraceae. The record is from the annotation of a GenBank genome assembly.